Messenger RNA from Chrysoperla carnea, 1437 nucleotides. Its product is annotated as protein FAM76A. The coding region runs from base 114 to 1175 and encodes 353 amino acids. The transcript has 6 exons. NCBI's taxonomy places the organism in Eukaryota, Metazoa, Arthropoda, Insecta, Neuroptera, Chrysopidae. The record is from RefSeq and is a predicted model, not a curated record.
UUUGACUAAAAAAUAUAUAAACUUUUAAAAAUUCACACGUAUAACAUAAAACAUUUUUUAAAAUACAACAAACUUACUCAUUUAAUUCAAUAAAUUGUAUCAAUUCAUUUAAAAUGAGUGCACCACAGUUAUUAUUCGCUUGCUCAAAAUGUUUUGCACGUCAUCCUUUUGAAGAAUUGUCAUCUGGACAGCAACUUUGUAAGGAAUGUCGUGGUACAUUUCCCGUUGUUAAAUGUACAUAUUGUCGAUCGGAAUUUCAACAAACAGCCAAAGGUAGCACAAGUACAAUUUGUAAAAAAUGUGAACAAAAUGUGAAAGCAUAUGGGAAACCUUCUGCUUGCGAAUAUUGUAAUAUUAUAGCUGCAUUUAUAGGUAAUAAGUGCCAACGUUGCACAAAUAGUGAAUUUAAGUAUGGGCCACCUGUAACUUGCGAACAAUGUAAACAAAAAUGUGCAUUCGAGAAACCUCGUGAUAAUGACGAUAAAAAACUUGAAGAUAUCUAUUCAGGUGGGAAGUUAUUAUGUUGGCUGUGUGCGCUUGCGUAUAAGAGAGCGUUAGCAAGAACAAAACAAUCAGAUGCUGAUCGUAGGGCUCAUUUAAAGAUGACGCAGAAACGUGAUGCUAAACACCGUGAUCAUAACCGAUUAAAAAGUCAUAAUAAACGCCCGCAUCGUGUUGAUUUAACUAAGCAAUCGUCGAAUGAUCAAGGAAAUGGCAGUGGGAACGGAAACGGAAACGAUAGUGCGCCACCUAAUAAAGUAUCACGUAGCGGUGGUGGUGGAGGCGGGUCAGGAUUACCUGGUGGGCGUGCUGCACCAAUUGGUGAAUUUGAUCCGAAUAGUAGUGAUCAUGUUGUUGCAAUGACACAAUUAAAAGAAAAAAUUGCAUCCUUACAAAAAUUGGUCUCACAAAAGGAUAGUUUAAUAUUAACUAAGGAUAAAAUGAUAACAGAAUUAAAAGCAAAACAUUUUACGGUUGAAAAUGAAUUACGAAAUCAAAUGAAAGUAACACAAAGGGAUCAUGACAGUAAAUGUGAUAUGUUAAAUGGUAAAAUACAAACAUUAUUAAAAGAAGUCGCUACAUUAUCAAAAUCAACUAAAAAAGAUCGUUUGGCUGCUGCACGAGAAUCAUCAACAAACAGUGGUAGUGGAACCGACAGUCCAAGUAUACCUUAAUAAUUUUAUUAUUUCGAAGUAAUUCAAAUUUAUUGAAAGAAAAAAAAAAACAAUUAUAAAACAGUAGGUAAUUAAUUAUUCACUUUUAUUAAUUUAAAAACAAAAAAAGGAUGGUUCAAAAUAGAUUUUUUGGAAUAAUGAGAAAAUUAAACAUUUUUACUUAAUUAUUCAUUUUAGCGAUAUACUUGAAAAGUGCUGAAUGUUUCGAACAGAGCUAUUUAAUACAUUUAAAAAAAAAAAAAAACAAAAAUUUACCGAAGUU